This is a messenger RNA of Jaculus jaculus (lesser Egyptian jerboa), 4243 nucleotides long. RefSeq names its product fibronectin type III and SPRY domain containing 1 like (gene Fsd1l). The record is from RefSeq and is a predicted model, not a curated record. Bases 118 to 1644 code for a protein of 508 amino acids. The transcript is spliced from 14 exons. Gene Ontology annotation, molecular function: protein binding. NCBI's taxonomy places the organism in Eukaryota, Metazoa, Chordata, Mammalia, Rodentia, Dipodidae.
GCGGGCGGGCGGGCGGUGUCCGCGCGGGACGAGGCGGCGCCGAGGGAGCCGUGUCGCGGGGUCGGAUCUCCUCUUUCUCCUCCCUCUGCUCCCGGGCCGGCGGGCUGAGCCCUCGCCAUGGACUCGCAGAAAGAAGCUCUGCAAAGGAUCAUUUCUACUCUGGCAAAUAAAAAUGAUGAAAUUCAGAACUUUAUUGAUACACUAAAUCACACGCUAAAAGGAGUCCAGGAAAAUUCCUCUAACAUACUUUCAGAGUUAGAUGAAGAAUUUGACAGCUUGUAUUCUAUAUUGGAUGAAGUAAAAGAAAGUAUGGUCAGCACCAUCAAGCAGGAGCAAGCUCGGAAAUCACAAGAGUUACAGAGCCAGCUUAGUCAAUGUAAUAAUGCCCUGGAGAACUCCGAAGAACUACUAGAAUUUGCUACAAGAUCAUUAGAUAUAAAGGAACCUGAAGAAUUUUCAAAGGCUGCCAGACAGAUCAAGGAUAGAGUCACAAUGGCCUCAGCCUUUCGCCUUUCUUUGAAACCAAAGGUCAGUGACAACAUGACUCAUUUAAUGGUGGAUUUCUCUCAGGAAAGACAGAUGCUGCAAACUUUGAAGUUUUUGCCAGUCCCCAAAGCUCCAGAGAUAGAUCCAGGAGACUGUUUGGUGGCUGACAACUCUGUGACAGUAGCUUGGAGAAUGCCAGAGGAAGACAGCAAGAUUGACCAUUUCAUACUGGAAUACAGGAAAACUAACUUUGAUGGACUUCCACGUGUAAAGGAUGAGCGAUGUUGGGAGAUGGUUGAGAAUAUUAAGGGUUCUGAGUACACAUUGUCAGGGUUAAAGUUUGACUCAAAGUAUAUGAAUUUCAGAGUACGAGCUUGUAAUAAGGCUGUGGCUGGAGAAUAUUCUGACCCAGUAACCCUAGAGACCAAAGCACUUAACUUCAGUUUGGAUAACUCAUCAUCCCAUUUGAACCUGAAGGUCGAAGAUACCUGUGUAGAGUGGGAUCCUACUGGAGGAAAAGGCCAAGAAAGUAAAAUUAAAGGAAAAGAGAAUAAGGGCAGUGUCCAUGUUACUUCCCUGAAGAAACAUACAAGAAGUGGUACACCAUCCCCCAAACGGACAUCCGUAGGCUCCAGGCCACCAGCAGUGAGAGGCAGCAGAGACCGUUUUACUGGGGAAUCAUACACAGUGCUGGGAGAUACUGCUAUUGAAAGUGGUCAACAUUAUUGGGAAGUAAAGGCCCAGAAAGACUGUAAAUCCUAUAGUGUGGGAGUGGCAUACAAAACUUUGGGAAAAUUUGACCAGUUGGGAAAGACAAACACUAGUUGGUGUAUCCAUGUCAACAACUGGUUACAAAACACAUUUGCAGCAAAGCAUAAUAAUAAAGUCAAAGCAUUGGAUAUAUCUGUUCCUGAGAAAAUAGGUGUGUUUUGUGAUUUUGAUGGGGGUCAGCUUUCUUUCUAUGAUGCAAACUCAAAACAGUUGCUGUAUUCCUUUAAGACAAAAUUUACUCAGCCAGUUCUACCUGGUUUCAUGGUUUGGUGUGGUGGACUAUCUUUGAGUACUGGGAUGCAGGUUCCAAGUGCUGUACGAACACUUCAGAAGAGUGAAAACGGAAUGACUGGUUCCACUAGCAGCCUGAACAACAUUACUCAGUAAUGUGUGCUCAGAAUAUGUUCCCUUCCUCUUUGACUGAGUGGCCUUUACUGUGCAUUUAUUAACACAGGCACUUGUGAAUGCUCGAAAUCAGGUUGGCUAUGUUUUGCUUUGAGGUUCAGCAUCUGUUAGUUUAAGCGCCUACUAUGAAGGAGACCCAGGAGUCUGCAGUGGCACAGAAGAAGCAAACAAGAGAUGGAUGCUCUCAUGGGGAAUGGAGAAGAGUUCAUGUUUAAAUGUGAACUAGUCCUGUGAACCUACUGAACUUGUUUGGGUUUUUAAACAGUUUGGCUCUCCUAGUCGAGUUAUUUCAUAUGAUGACCCUAGGAUCUGGGCUGGAAAGCUUUUAAAGCUUGCCAUCCUUUCUCCCUGCAGUCUUGUUCUUGUCUCAUCUUUACCUGUUACCUGGUUCUUACACUGACACUUUAGAAAGCAUUGACUAGGGAUGAUAGAAAAGUUUUCUUAUAGUGGUUUAUUUUCUCCUUUUAUAAAUAAGUUGAGUUUUGCUAAAUUGACUUAUUUAUUUACUAAAUUUGUAUCAUUUUUCACCUGUUAAAGUAUGGUGAUGUUUCUCCUGUGGUUAUAACUCAAAAUAUGGGGCAAUUGGAAAUAAUUUAAACGGCUCAAAAUCACCUCAGUUUUGGUUCUGUGCUCGCUGUACUGAUACAGUGGCCAAGUAGUGCACCAUGCAUGCUGCUGUUGAACUAGACCUGCAUUCUACUGCUAGGAUGAUAGAUAGGGAAGAUUUUAAAAACUUGUUUUCUGAUUUUGUUCUCUAAUUUAAUCCCCUUUUUAAUAGUUAUUUUUGAUAAAAUUUUCCACAGAUUUGUCACUGAUUGUAAUUAUUGCUGAUUCUUAAAACUAUUACUAGUAAGAAUGAAAGUUUAGUAAAUCCUACAUUAAUCGAUUUUAUCUAAGAAGAAAAGGGUACAAAGGGAUGUGUCUAAAAUUACUAUUUAUUGAAAUAAUUUAUAUCUUCUUAUGUAAGAUAUGGAAUGGUUUAAACAACUGUUUUGGAAAGUCUGCCUGUGUCUUAACUGACACAUGAGGCUUUUGAGUAACAAUCUGAAGGUUAUUUUUUCUCUGUCUUUUUGCUACAUUCAUUUGCUUUCUAAAGAGUAUGAUUCUUCAAAAAAUAACCACUGGAAUUUUUCCCAUACCUAGGGAAAUCUGUGAAACAGUGAGUAAAAUCUGUGUUAAGUAGAAACCCAAUUUUUAAAAAUUGAUUUAAAUGUUUAGAUCUAAAACUGUGAGUCAUACUGUAAGUUAUACAGGAUUUUAAAAAUGACUUCAGAUUUUUAAAUAAAUGGGAAUGUGUAUGUUUCUUAAUUUUUGAAACUUUUCUCUCAUUUUAAACUGAAUUUCUUUGGCUAUGAAAACCUUGCCCCCAGAAGUGACCAUUAUCACUUACACUUGAGCUGCUUUCUAUAUAAGGCUUAUGUAAUAGUAAUAGUUCAUUCCCACUUAAAAUUUACUAUUAUUGAUAUGACUUUUGCCUUUGAUGUUACAUAGUGACCUAAGAUAUUCUUUCCAAGACAACAAAUGUCUACUACGGUCUGAUAACAUGUUGGUAAAUUUGAAACAAUUAUAAAGCAGCUUACAGACUAAAGUAUGUUAUUGGUCUUUCAAUUCCAAAGCAAUAUUUUACUUUAUAUUCCUCAUCCUUUGAACAAAAAAUUUGGGGUUUUGACUCCCCAUACAAGAGCUAUUCUAGGACUUAAAGAAAUAGGAUUUUAUUCCCUUUCAUAGACUAAAACUUGAAAGUAUUAAUUUAUGACAGUUGCUUCAUGUAACUACACAGUAUAUUUUAGCAAAAAUGAUAUGGAAAAAGCCAGGUGUCCUUGUAUAGAUUUUUUUACUAUUAUGUCUUGCAUAAUUGUGUCUUCUCAUUUAUUCAGUGCCUUUUUCCUCUAAGCAUGCUCAGUGGUGACUAAAAUUGAAGCCAGGCAUCAUUAUAUUGUAGUGGUGAGGGCUUUCUAUUGUGGGGGUAAGGGGAAAAGGUAGUAUUAAUCAGGAGCCUGGGGAGUGCAUAUGAUUUUUUUUCUUGUCCUCAUUCCGUCAUUUGAAAUUUCUUGUAUACAGUUUUCUAACAUUCAUUUGGGAAAUAUAUAAAUGUCACUGGGGAAGGUUUGAUUUCUCAGCAUCUUUGUAGUCAAAAAGGAAUAAAUUCAGGUUCUGAGCUUCUCAACACUUCUAAUACUUGGAAUGAGAUUAUACCUUCAUUGCUUCAAAAUAAGCAGCUAGCAUUUUCCCUUUAUAAUUCUUCUUAGGUAUUUCUAAAAUUAAAGAACAAAAUGUAUAGUAUUUUAGUUUGUUUUAAGAAUUUUCAGGUUGUUAAAUGGAGAAAAAUACUCUCAUUUCCAAAUUAAAGAUGAUUAAAUAUAGUGCCUACUUAAAUAGUCUCAAAAUAAGGUAACCAUGAACUUGAUCAUAAUUAAUAUUCUCAUUAAUAUCAAAUUCUAAAAACAAUACUGAGCUCUGAGCUGGAGAGAUGGCUUAGUAGUUAAGGCGCUUGCCUGAGAAGCCUGAGGGCUCAUGUAUUACUCUCCAGGUCCCAUGUAAGCCAGAUACAGUGACACAAGCAUGCAAUGUCACACAUGGA